Molecule: messenger RNA, 10492 nt
Organism: Drosophila albomicans
Lineage: Eukaryota; Metazoa; Arthropoda; Insecta; Diptera; Drosophilidae
Gene: osa
Product: trithorax group protein osa
Exons: 17
Coding region: 510-8624 (2704 amino acids)
Biological process (GO): regulation of transcription by RNA polymerase II; positive regulation of DNA-templated transcription; chromatin remodeling
Cellular component (GO): nBAF complex; brahma complex; SWI/SNF complex
Molecular function (GO): nucleosome binding; DNA binding
Source: RefSeq, a predicted model, not a curated record
UACAGAUGUCCGGCAACGCUAAAACUCGCUUUGUACAGGGCCAGCUCGUCGUUAUGCUGAGAAAAAUAAUGAAAAUUAAGUGAAAUUACACUGAAUUAAAAAGAAAAAGUGUAUAGAUUAUGUACAGAAUGUGUAUAGUAAUUAACCAAGUGUGAAUUUAACAGCCACAACAGUGUUUUUUGUCGUGUAUUCGCGCAGUGAAUAUAAUUUUCAUCGGCCGCAGGCAGCAGCAGCGCAGGCAGACAAGACUUGCUGCUGCAUACAAUUUAAUGUUCGUACUCGUACCGAGCUUGUCUUCUCACGCGAGUUCGUCGUUUUUAGUAUAUAUAGCCAGUCUAUGGACGGUCGAUGCGUGAAAAUAUUUCUAUGUCUAACAUAACCUCAAACUUACCGCUGCAGUCGGGGAAGUCGUCGUCAUCAGCGUCAACGUUGUUGGUGGAUAUUCUGCAGGAAGAAGAAGCACAGCUCUUUGAUUUGACAACAACAAACAGCAUCAUCAUCAUACGACAAUGAAUGAGAAAAUAAAGUCACCCUCAGCCCAAGGGGCAAGUGGUGGUCCAGGUCCAGUGGCAAGCGGUGCACCCGGCUCAGGAGGCGCUGCUCCACCAGGUGGGGCGGGAGGUGGCGCUACACCGCCCACCUCGGGACCGCCGACGCCAAAUAAUGGCAGCGAUGCCAUACAGCAGGGCGGCGGCACUGUACCGCAUCCCUAUGGUGGGCCACCGCCCGGUUCAGCGCCCGGCGCACCUCCUGAUCCCGCAGCUGUCAUGUCGCACUAUCACCAUUUGCAUCAGCAGCAACAACAGCAGCAGCCACAACAGCAGCAGCCACAACAUCCCCAGCAGGGUCCUCCCAUGCCACCACACAUGCAGCACCAUGGUGGACCGCCUCCAGGUGGUCCCCAAGGACCACUGCCGUUGCCCGGUGGACCAGAGCAUACGCCCGGCGGUGUGAAGGAUGAGUACGGGUCGGCGCACUUGCCACCACCACCACAACACCAGCAUGCCCAUCCCGCCUAUGCGCGCUAUCACGCUGGCGAUCCCAACAUUGAUCCCUAUCGCUAUGGACAUGCGCCCGCCCAGCAGCCACCGCCUGGCAGUAAACCGCCUCCACAUCAGCAGCAACAACAGCAGCAGCAACAGCCACCCGGUGCUGGUGGAUCACCAAAUCGACCGCCGCAACAGCGCUAUAUACCCGGACAACCGCCACAGGGUCCAACACCGACAUUAAACUCAUUAUUGCAAUCGUCAAACCCGCCGCCACCGCCCCAGCAUCGUUAUGCGAACAACUAUGAUUCGCAGCAAGUUGCCAAUGCGGCGGCUGCGGCAGCUGCAGCUCAACAGCAGCAACAACAACAGCAGCAGCAACAUCAACAGAAUGCUCAACAGCAAGCUGCCGGACCACCGCCUCCGCUGCCCGGUCAUGGGCCACCGCCGCCACAACACCAGCCCUAUGGUGGGCAACAGGGUGGCUGGGCGCCACCGCCAAGACCCUACAGUCCACAGCUAGGACCUUCGCAGCAGUACAGAACUCCUCCACCGCAAAAUACUUCCAGAGGUCAAUCACCAUAUCCGUCAGCUCACAGUCAAAACUCAGGUUCCUAUCCCAGUUCGCCCCAACAACAACAGCAGCAGCAGCAGGCGCAACAACAACAGGCGGCACAACAGUCCGGCGCACCUGGAGCACCAGGAGCGCCACCACCUGGCCCCUCACAGCAACAACAACAACAGCAGCAGCAAAAUACACCGCCCACUUCUCAAUAUUCGCCGUACCCGCAAAGAUACCCAACACCGCCAGGUUUACCGGCGUCUGGGCCCAAUCAUCGAACUGCCUACACAACGCACCAAUAUUCCGAACCAAAUAGACCGUGGCCCGGUGGUUCAUCGCCUAGUCCUGGUCCUGGCCAUCCAUUGCCGCCUGCCUCACCGCAUCAUGCGCCACUGCAACAACCGCCAACGCCGCAUUCCGCCGGUGGUGGACCGCCGCCCAGCAGCAGUCCGGGGCAUGCGCCGAGUCCAUCGCCGCAGCCCUCGCAGGCAUCGCCAUCGCCGCACCAGGAGUUGAUUGGACAGAAUAGUAACGAUAGUUCGAGUGGCGGGGCUCACAGUGGCAUGGGAUCUGGUCCACCGGGCACGCCGAAUCCACAGCAAGUCAUGAGGCCAACACCCUCGCCAACUGGCUCAUCAGGCUCAAGAUCAAUGUCUCCUGCAGUGGCACAAAAUCAUCCUAUCUCGCGUCCGGCGAGUAAUCAGUCAAGCAGCGGGGGUCCAAUGCAGCAACCAACUGUGGUCGCCGGCCCGCCACCGAUGCCGCCACACGGUCUACCUGGUGGGCCACCAUCUCAGCAGCAAUCUCAGCAGCAACAGGCUUCAAAUUCAGCAUCGUCCGCCAGCAAUUCGCCACAGCAGACGCCACCACCAGCCCCGCCGCCAAAUCAAAAUGUUAAUAAUAUGGCAACACCACCACCACCGCAAGGGUCGACAGGUGGUUAUCCCAUUCCGCAGCAUAUGCAUGGCAGUUACAAAAUGGGUGGACCGGGACAAAGUCCUGGCGCUCAAGGGUAUCCUCCUCAACAAUAUCCACAAGGCAAUUAUCCGCCACGCCCACAGUACCCAGCAGGUGCUUAUGGAACUGGGCCGCCACCUCCGCCAUCGAGCCAAGCCACUGGCGGAGCCAACAACAUGUCAUCCAGCGCACAAAGUGGCUAUCCACGAUCGAUGCCUAACCAUAGCGGUGGUAGCCCACAUCCACAGUAUCCACCAUAUCAGUGGGUGCCUCCAUCGCCGCAGCAACCUGGCGUGGGAUCGGGACAAAUUGGUGCUUCAAUGGGCAACCAUGUGCAAGGCAAGGGUACACCACCACCAGUUGGCCCAGGACCGCCACCACCACAAGGCAGUGGGUCGCCACGUCCCUUAAAUUAUCUGAAGCAGCAUUUACAGCACAAAGGUGGCUACGGUGCCAACCCAGCGGCGCCACAACCCCAAGGCUACGGCAAUGGACCGACUGCCAUGCAUCCGACCAUGCCAAUGGGUCCACCUCAUCAUAUGGGUCCGCCACAAAGCAUGGGUCCACCGACCAGUACGCCGCCGCAGUCGAUGAUGGGCGCACAGGCGGGCAACGAGAGUGGCCCAGAGCAUAUAUCGCAAGAUAAUGGAAUCAGUUCGUCGGGACCCGCAUCGGGCUUGCAUGCCGUUACCGCUGUGGUUACAACUGGCCCCGAUGGUACACCAAUGGAUGAAGUUAGUCAACAGAGCACGCUCUCGAAUGCUUCAGCUGCAUCUGGCGAAGAUCCACAAUGUACUACACCAAAGUCGCGCAAACAUGAUCCAUAUAGCCAAAGUCAUUUAGCACCACCAAGCACAUCUCCACAUCCAGCUGUCAUGCAUGGAGGCGGUGGUCCGUCUGGCGAGGAGUACGACAUGAAUUCACCACCCAAUUGGCCGCGACCAGCUGCUGGUUCGCAGGUGUUCAACAGUCAUGUUCCUGUUCAACAAGAACCAUUUCGUAGCACGAUUACGACAACAAAGAAGUCAGAUUCACUUUGCAAGCUAUACGAGAUGGAUGACAAUCCGGAUAGACGGGGUUGGCUAGACAAGCUGCGAUCCUUCAUGGAGGAACGUCGAACGCCAAUUACGGCGUGUCCGACCAUCUCUAAACAGCCACUCGAUUUAUAUAGGUUAUACAUUUAUGUAAAAGAACGUGGCGGAUUCGUCGAGGUAUGCAAGGUGACUAAGAGCAAAACAUGGAAGGAUAUAGCUGGUCUGCUCGGCAUCGGUGCUAGCAGCAGCGCUGCCUACACACUUCGCAAGCAUUAUACCAAGAAUCUGUUGGCAUUCGAGUGUCACUUUGAUCGAGGCGACAUCGAUCCGUUGCCUAUCAUCCAGCAAGUUGAGGCCGGUAGCAAGAAAAAGACAACGAAGGCAGCAUCUGUGCCAUCACCAGAUUGUGCUAUCAAGAUGCUAACGUCACCAGCGAUCAACUCGAAUCCAGGUGGUGGUCAUUUGGACGCUGGAACCACAAAUUCUACAGGAUCAUCGAACUCGCAGGACUCUUUCCCGGCUCCACCUGGCGGUGCACCGAACACAGCUAUCGAUGGUUAUACGGGAUACACUGGCGGUGGCGCCUAUCCAACACCUUCUGGGCCUCAACCGGACUACGGUGCAGCUGGGCAAAUGCAAAGGCCACCGUCGCAAAACAAUCCGCAGGCACCGCAUCCUGGCACUCAAAAUCAAACAGCCGCCGCUGUUGUUGCCGGUGAUAACAUAAAUGUGAGCAAUCCCUUUGAAGAUCCAAUUGCUGGCGGUGGGGCUGCUGGUGGUGGUGCUGCCGCUGCAGCUGCAGCUGCUGCCUCUGUUGGUGUUGGUGGACCAUCACAUGGUGCUCCACCACCGCCCCCACAUUCACCGCACACAGCGCCACAAUCAAACAAUCAACACCACCAACAAGGCAUUCCAACACAGUUGCCGCCACCAUCACAGCAGCAACCACCGGCGCCACCACCGCAGCAACAUGGUCCGCCAUCGACGCAGCAUGCGCGCCCUGCAGCUGGAGUACCUUAUCCACCAGGUAGCUCUGGGUAUCCAACGCCUGUGUCUAGAACGCCAGGUUCACCGUAUCCAACACAACCUGGUGCUUAUGGUCAAUAUGGUUCGGGCGAUCAGUAUAAUGCGGCUGGGCCACCGGGUCAGCAGUUUGGACCAAAUCAGGGACAAUAUCCGCCGCAGAAUCGCAAUAUGUACCCUCCUUAUGGGCCAGAAGGGGAAGCCCCUCCAGCUGGUGCUAAUCAGUACGGUCCGUAUGGAAAUCGACCUUACAGUCAAGCACCACCCGGUGGACCGCAGCCACCGACGCAAGCCGUUGCAGGGGGACCGCCAGCAAGCGGAGCGCCCGGCGCGCCACCAAAUAGCGGUUAUGCACCCGGCACUCCCAACCAGCAGGAUUAUUACAGGCCUCCAGAUCAAAGUCCCCAGCCGCGACGGCAUCCUGAUUUUAUAAAAGACUCGCAGCCCUAUUCUGGCUAUGCGGCGAGGCCCCAGCUCUAUGGUGGUUGGCAAGGUGGAAACCAACAAUAUCGUGCUCAGUAUCCCACAUCGUCAGCGCCACAGUCCUGGGGCAAUGCGCCACCUCGAGGUGCUGCUCCACCUGGAGGACCACAUGGUCCACACGGCCAGCAGCCCGCAGGCGUGGCACAGUGGGAGCAACAUCGUUAUCCACCACAACAGCCUCCACCACCACCGCAGCAACAGCAACCGCCGUACCAGCAGGGCGCACCUCCCGGGCAACAGCAACAGCAGACGCCGCCACAAUGGGCGCAAAUAAAUGCGACGCCACCACAGCCGAAUAUAGCGCAACCAGGCUCAUCGUUGCGUCCGCCUCUUGGAGGUGCUCAGCAGCAGCAACAACGACUACCCAGCGGACUGCCCGUCAUGUCACCACAACAGCAACAGGGACAAACGUUACCACAGCCACCGCACAGCAAUGUGCCACCAUCGAGUAUGCCGCCCGUGGCCGGAGGUUUGGCGAAACCUCCUUAUGCUAUGCCACCGCCAUCGCAAGCUGGAGGCGUUCUACCCGGUGUCCCAAUGGUUGGCACCCCGCCUGGGAGCAUGAUUCCGCAAAAGCAGCCACCGAUCGUUGGACAGGGCAUGCAGCCGACGCAACCACCACACCAGAUGCCAAACCAGCAGCCAGUCUAUGCGGCUCAGGUUCCUGGUGCGCCUGGUUCCCAGCUUGUGAAGAAGGAGCUCAUCUUUCCGCACGACAGCGUAGAGUCAACAACACCUGUGCUUUAUCGUCGCAAGCGAUUGACCAAAGCUGAUGUUUGUCCUGUGGAUCCGUGGCGGAUUUUCAUGGCUAUGCGUUCGGGUCUACUCACCGAGUGCACAUGGGCAUUGGAUGUGCUGAAUGUGCUGCUUUUUGACGAUGCCACCGUACAAUUCUUUGGCAUAUCAAAUUUGCCUGGUUUGUUAACGCUGCUGCUAGAACACUUUCAGAAGAAUCUUGCUGAAAUGUUUGACGAACGUGGCGAGGAGUCGAUCGAUGAGGCCGAUGAUGAUGCCGACAGUGGCACCGUCAUUUCGCUACAGGCCGAGGAUCGGUUGAGGCGACGACAGCCUCGCUGUGUGCGCAGCAUAUGCAGCUACAACCGUCGCAGACACUAUGAGAAUAUGGAUGUGAAACGCGGUGGUCGUAGCGAGGAUUCCGACGAUGCGGACGAGGGCAUCGAUUUGGGUCAAGUUCGUGUGCAGCCCAACCCUGAAGAGCGUUCACUACUUCUGUCAUUCACGCCUAACUAUACAAUGGUGACGCGGAAAGGAGUUCCCGUGCGGAUUCAGACAGCCGAUCACGAUAUCUUCGUGGAUGAGCGCCAGAAAGCUUGGGAUAUUGACACAAAUAAAUUGUACGAACAGCUGGAGCCAGUUGGCAGCAAUGCUUGGACAUAUGGGUUUACGGAACCCGAUCCACUCGAUGGCAUUAUCGAUGUGUUCAAAUCGGAGAUUGUUAACAUUCCAUUUGCGCGAUACGUACGUACUAAACACAAGGGCAAAUCCACGGAGGAGAGCGCACAGAAAACCAAUAGCCUCAGACCCCAAGACGAGGAGACGUCGGCGGCCAUGAUCAAGCAGGAGGACACCACCAACAGCAGCAGCCCCGAGGAUAGCAGUUUGCUCCAGCAGACGUACAACAAGAAGCGACGACUGGUUAGCAGUAGUGGCACAACAACCUGUGUCGAACUGAAAAAGUCCAAAUUGGAGGAUGAAUUCGCACAGCCAGUGCUUGAGGUGAAGAAGGAACCGGAGAGUGAUACGGCGGCAGCAGGAACGGCGGACAGUGAUUGCCGACCCGUUGAUAUGGAGAUCGAAUCACCGCAACAGCAACGUCUGACCAAUGGAGUCGCCCCGCAGCCCAAGGGAUUUGAUCCCAAGUCAACAGUGCGCGAUGAAGCGCAUGUGCUGCAACGACGUCGUGACUCAAGCUUCGAGGAUGAAUGCUAUACGCGAGAUGAAGCAUCCUUAUACCUGGUUAACGAUAGCCAGGACUCUCUGGCACGUCGCUGCAUUGCGCUCUCGAAUAUCUUUCGCAAUUUGACAUUUGUGCCCGGCAACGAGACGGUGUUAGCCAAGUCGACACGGUUUCUGGCCGUGCUCGGUCGCCUGCUGCUGUUAAAUCACGAUCAUUUGCGACGCACACCCAAGACCCGCAACUAUGAUCGUGAGGAGGACUCAGAUUUUACCGACUCCUGCAGCUCCCUUCAGGGUGAACGGGAAUGGUGGUGGGAAUACUUGAUUACCAUUCGCGAAAAUAUGCUCGUGUCCAUGGCUAAUAUAGCUGGUCACUUGGAGCUAUCGCGCUAUGAUGAAUUGAUUGCGCGCCCACUCAUCGAUGGACUGCUUCACUGGGCGGUUUGCCCGAGUGCACACGGCCAGGAUCCGUUCCCAUCGUGUGGUCCCAACUCGGCGUUAUCGCCACAACGACUUGCACUGGAAGCGCUUUGCAAACUGUGUGUUACAGACGCGAAUGUGGAUUUGGUAAUUGCGACGCCCCCAUUUUCACGGCUGGAAAAACUAUGCGCUGUGCUGACGCGACACUUGUGUCGGAAUGAGGAUCAAGUGCUGCGCGAGUUCUCCGUCAAUUUGCUACACUACCUGGCCGCAGCAGACAGCGCCAUGGCACGGACUGUGGCACUGCAGUCGCCUUGCAUUUCUUAUUUGGUGGCAUUCAUUGAGCAGGCAGAGCAAACAGCUUUGGGCGUGGCCAAUCAACAUGGCAUCAACUAUCUGCGCGAGAAUCCUGAUUCUAUGGGCACCAGCUUGGACAUGCUGAGGCGAGCAGCUGGCACAUUACUGCAUUUGGCCAAGCAUCCAGAUAAUAGAUCUCUGUUUAUGCAGCAGGAGCAGCGACUACUUGGACUUGUUAUGUCGCACAUAUUGGAUCAGCAAGUAGCAUUGAUUAUAUCGAGAGUUUUGUAUCAAGUAUCCCGCGGCACAGGCCCCAUGCACUCGGUUGAGUACCGGUUGCUUCAGCAGCGUCAACAGCAACAACAACGUUCCAGCCUUGCCGCAACUGAGAAAUCAAUAGCGCCAACAACAACUGCAUCAGCAGCAACACCAGGAGCUGGAGCAUCAACAGCAGCAGGAGUUGCAGCCGGUGCAAGUGUAGUGAAAAGCGAAACGAAUGUGCAACCAGAUCAACCUGUUGUUGAUGCGAAGCCAACGGCAACUGCUGCAGUCACAACGGCAACAAUAGCUGUGAUCAACGAUGACAGCAGCAAUAGCAGCCAACAACUGCCUCCAGCGGCAACAUUCAAUGAUGUCAGCAACAGCAGUACGAACAGCAACAGUUGCGGCACCGUCAGCAGCAAUCAGACCAACACUAGCAGUUUGGGCAGCAAUAGUCAAACGACACUCAACAAUUUGGUGACACAAAGCGAACAGCAACAGCAGCAGCCAUUGGGUAAAACAGCACCUUCCGCCGUAGCAACAACAUCGCCAUUAUCAGCGAGCAAUUUAGGCAACCUGAAUGUGGCAGCGGCAACAGCAGCGAACUCAGCACCUCCAGCACCUGUGGCUCAGCCGGCGGCUCCACCGCCAACGAAUGCCAAUACAACCGCAGCCGUUGCGUAGUACACAACAAUGCUACCAGCAACGUCUUACUACUGGUAACGUGAUGCAGGAGCAGAAAGACGAGCAGUCAAUCGAAGAAUGGAUGGGUGAUGCUAGAGAUAGAGAUGGGCUAUAAGAAACUACAAGGAAUGCAAGCACACACAUAAUACGUUAACGUUAUAUAUACACUUAUAUACUGGUAGAAUUUGAAUUGCGAUGAUGUAAUCAAAUGUAAUGUAAAUUAACUAAAUGAUUAAUGAUUAAUGGUAAUGAAAAGAUUAAGGACAUGAUUGCAAGAUAACACGAUCUGCGUCGAAGCAUAAGAUGAGAAGGCGAAUCACUGAUGAUAAUGAUAAUUAGCAUAACAACAAAAUUGUAUAUGCUAAACAUAAACGUAAAUGUUAACGUAAACUUAAAAUUAAUUAACUUGAAAUUUAGAAAAGCUUCAAGAAUAACACACAAUAACUGUAUAUUUUUCCACUUAAGUCUAUAGUUAAUAUAAAAAAAAAAGAAAAAUAAGAAAGAAAAUCAAUAUUACCGCGAGAAAAACAACUAAAAACAAGAGGAAAGUAGGGAGAUAGAAGGAAAGUAUAAAAAACGGUCGGUCUGGCGUUAAGAAUAGCCCCCGUUCAAAUUUUAGCAAUGAAUUUUCAACGUCAAACUUAAGGCAGAAAGGAGGCGGAGGUUUAAUUGCAUUCAGAGAUAGAUGCAUGCGUACAGGUUAAGCACACAAUAUACUUACAUAUGUAUUAAAUUAAAUGAUUAAAUAUUAACUAACUAAAACUCACACACACAUAUGCGCAUAUGCUAAAUAUACAUACAUACACGGGGUAUAUGAUAAAUUGUAUUGUGUUACUUUUAUUUAUAUCUAUUGCAAUAUGUACAUAUAAAUGCAAGUAAUACAAUACACAAUGAUUGAUUGAUAACAACACAUGAUGAUGCAUGUUAAUAAAUAAAAAUAUAUAUACAUAAAUAUAAAUAAAGGUUAGUUUUAAAAUUCUACAACAUACUACUUAUAAUAAUAAUUAUAAUACAAUAUGUCAUUUAAAGUCAUAUAGUGAACAUAAACCUAACACCAUAUGCAUAUGUAUGUGUAUAUAUGCAACAUCUUUAAGAACUAUGUAAUACAAUUAUACGGAUAUUUAUGUGUGGAUAUUGUGAAAUUUGAAUGCAGAAAUUAUGCAAACACAUAUACAAUACAAAUUAAAAACGAAAAAAAAACGCGAUAAAAAAAACGAAAAUUGUACAUACUUAACUAUUUUGUAAAUUAUAUCUGUAUUUUGUAUUUUGUUUCCAUAUUGCGCGUUGCUGCCGCAGGCCACAUGUCAUUUCGUAUUAUGAAUGCUAGCGGGUGUGCGUGUGUGCUGAGUGUAUGUAUGUGAUCUAGUGUGUGAGAGAGUUUGUAUGCGAUGUAGGCGAAUAAUUCAAAUUUGUGACAUUUUAUUUAACUUUAUAUUUUUGGAUGAUCAUCAAUUGCAACAGCAAGAACAACACACACACACACACGCGUGAAGCAUUAGAGAAAAUAAGGCACACAUCGAGCACUUAAUGUUGUAAUUUUUAUAUUGUUUGUAUUAUUAUUUUUUUGAAAGUGCUGCUGGAACAAGGUUUAAUUUUAUAUUGAACAUAAUUUAGGCGUAAAUGACAAGCUUAACUCAUAAGUUUUUUAUCGUAAUCUUAAUUUAACAAAUAUUCAAUCUUAAAGAAAUACAGUACAUUAAAAGAAACGAUUUCAAAAUCAAUACGAACUAAGCUAUAUAGAAGCACGCAAAAUUAACUAAAACCAUGCUUUAUAUUACAACAACAAACAAGAAAGCGUGAAACCAAUAGAAAACAAAACAAAAAAAAAAAACAAAGUAACAAUUGCAAAAUCAUCGAGCACCUGAAAA